Messenger RNA from Scophthalmus maximus (turbot), 1187 nucleotides. It is a transcript of the gene usb1, whose product is annotated as U6 snRNA biogenesis 1. Gene Ontology annotation, cellular component: nucleus. The transcript has 7 exons. The coding region runs from base 125 to 1012 and encodes 295 amino acids. Lineage: Eukaryota; Metazoa; Chordata; Actinopteri; Pleuronectiformes; Scophthalmidae. The record is from RefSeq and is a predicted model, not a curated record. Gene Ontology annotation, molecular function: 3'-5'-RNA exonuclease activity. Gene Ontology annotation, biological process: U6 snRNA 3'-end processing.
CGACGCAAACAGUUUUGUUUACACCGGAAACGCAGGAGCAUAACACCGGCUGGCUGCUGGAAAAACACAUAAGACAAGAAAUCAUGUUACUUCCAUCUGUACGUGAACUGUAGCGCGGGGAGGGAUGUUGGUGGGUUACAGCAGCAGCUCGGAGGAGGAGGAGGAGGAGGACCGACGGGCGGGGACCGGUCCGAAGAACAGCGGCUCUCGAGAGUGUGAAGCGGAAGAAGAAGAUGGUAACGAUGGCUGCCCGGUGAGGAAGAGAGCCAGGACUGAGGAACAGGUCACUAAAACAAGGCUGCCUGUCCCCGGUUGCCUGCUCGCCAUGUUUCCAGACGAAGUGGACACACAAAAUGACGACAGCUCUCUUCACGGCGGACGCAUCCGCUCCUUCAAACACGAGAGAGGAAACUGGGCGACCUACGUUUAUGUGCCACACCCUCCUGAGGAGGAGUUCGUUGAGCUGCUGGAGGAGCUGCUCUCGGCGGCGAGGGCCCGCGGCGUGGUCCUGACCCUGCAGGAGGAGUUUCACCUCAGCCUGUCGCAGACGGUGGUGCUGAGACACCACUGGAUCCAGCCCUUCACGCGGAGCCUCCGGGCAGACCUGGCACACUGCAAAAGGUUUGUUUGCUCAGCGAGGAAACUGAAGGUCUACUGUAACGCCGAGAAGACGAGAGCACCGAUUCUCUCUCUCUCUCUUCACGGUCCGACUCCCAGGACGUUCUUGGGUAUGGAAGUGUGUUCUGGGCACGUUCAGUUGUUGGACCUGGUCCGAGUUGUGGACAGAACGAUGACAGAGUUUCAUCUGGACACUUUCUACAAGGAGCCGUCGUUCCACGUGAGUCUGGCCUGGUGCGUUGGCGACGUGACGGCGCAGAUGAAGGAGUGCGUUCAGGAGCUGCAGCGUGUGGUCGAUGAACGUGAAGACGGGCCGUUUCUUCUGAGGCUGGACGGCGCCGAGUUGCGCUGCAGGACGGGGAACAAGACUUUCCGCUUCCCCCUGGAGUCGUGACGCCCGACGAGACGGAAGCUACGACUGUCACUCACAUCGUGAGCGUGACGAUCACACGGCCUGCGUUCCUGCUGACGUGUGGCAUGUCACAACAAAGACAAUCAUGGCUAAAUGAACCCCCACCCAAAAAGAUGUUAUUUCAUCAGACUGUAAAUAAAGUUCAUUUUAUACUUUG